AGUCAACUUCUUUGGAGAUAUAAACUCUGAUGUCUGUCAGAACUGCUGUCUGAGGCAGGAGUGACCGAAUUCUGACCGAAUUUUGUGGCAGACUGAGAAUAUGGCUGUUUAUAAGACAAUAAUGUACUCUGUUGGGCCUGGGUCAGUCCUGUUGUGGAUGUUAUUAUGGGGUGCUGACUGUGACACACAGCCUCAGGCAGAGGAAGUGGAACUUUUCAACUCUGACAAACAGCUCACCCUGGGAUGGCGGUCGGAACCACUUAAAUUGUGGAACGAAAUCAAGCUACCAUUUUUUACUGGAGGUCCUGUGCUCCAAGCUUGUGUAAAAAGAGGACAGAGGUCGGUCUUAAGCAAGUGGAUAGAGCGUAGAGAUGCCCACCAUUUACUGAUGGAUAUUUCGAUUGCCCAAGAAGAAGAGUCAUCCGGUGGGCUCAGCCCGCUGAAAGUUCAUCUUUUUGACACAGACAAUGCUAUCACAAGGUUUCUGAAUGGUCAGACUGUCCUGGACCUUCAGAAUUUCAAACUGUUCUCUAAUUCAGAUCCUCCGAGCUCAAUAUCCAAGCAUCUGAACCGCAGCCUGUCCCUGAACCUGGGUCCAGUCACACGCAGAGGCUUCCAGCUCGCCUUCUCCUACACAGGAGAAUGUGUGUUCAUAGCAUCCAUCAGACUAUAUUAUAGGGCAUGCCCUGACAUCGUUUCCAACCUGACAUCUUUUGUAAAAACGGGGGCACACUCAGAGCCAGUGCUGGGGCAUUGUGUGGAGGGGGCUGUUGAGUCAUCUCCUCCUGUAAGAGAGUGCGACAUGGAUGGAGUGUGGAGGUCACAGCAAGGCGUCUGCUCUUGUGAGCGUGGGCAUGAAGAGAUGGAUAACACAUGUAAAGCCUGCCGGAUAGGUUACUACAAAUCCACCAAUGGGAGAGGAGAAUGCCAGCUGUGCCCGCCAAAUACCAAGACCACCAAGAAGGGAUCAGAGAACUGUGAGUGCCUGAAAGGAUUCAGUCGCCUGCCAUCCGACCCCCAUGACCUUGGCUGCAGUAAGCCACCCUCUGCUCCUUUAAAUUUAACAGGUACUCCUGUUAAUGACUCUGUACUGAUCCUGACAUGGGACCCUCCCCAUGACGAAGGAGGCAGGAAAGAUGUGACAUACCAUUUAAAGUGUGAAAGGAAAGCAGAGAUGGGCAUUCAGUGGGAGCUUUGUGGGAACAACAUAGUUUUCCAGCCAGACUCAAAUGGGCUGAAUAAUACAUCAGUCAUCAUCCUGGGACUGAACCCACAAUGUGACUACAGACUGUCAGUGCGAGCCUGCAAUGACAUAUCCACUCUGCAGGAAGCAUCACAUUCAUCCACUGCAACUGUCAUUAUGCACAGAUGGAAGAAUCCUCCUGUGGUGAUCACUGUGAUUCCUACUCUAAUUAACUUAGAUGGUGAAACCACUCCAGCUCCUGCACAAAAGUCAUCCUUCUAUCGUUCCAUAUGGUUCAUAGUUGUUAUUUUACUCAGCCCUGUGUUGCUCGCAGCUGUAAUCUUUGUUGGAACGUGUUUCUUGUGCCGAAGCUACACUAAACUCAGGUCAGAACCGGACCAGGAAAUGCAGCUCCUACCAGGGAAUGCUGUGAUUUCCCACCAGCAUUCACACAUUACAGAGACUGCAGUGCAGCAGCCUAACAUCUCAGAGGGGGUGAUCCAGUUGCUGGAAGGGCUUGGUAGCAGGUUGUUGGACAGUCUGAAGGAUGUCUUGGUGGAAAGAAACCAACUGACUCUGGGCAAGGAAGUAGGCAAAGGAGAGUUUGGAUCAGUGUUUGAAGGGAUCUUUACAACGCAGGCUGGUGUUGACAUGAAGGUGGCUGUGAAAACUAUGAGAGUUGGAAUUCACAGCCAGCAAGACUUGCAUGAGUUUUUGAGAGAGGCAGAGAUAAUGAAGAGUUUUGAUCAUGAAAACGUUGUCAAACUGCUUGGUGUCACUUUAAAAAAAGAGGAGGAUUCUCCUCUGCCUUUUCCUCUAGUCAUCCUUCCAUUCAUGAAACAUGGGGACCUACGGCGCUUCCUUAUUGCUACACGCUAUGGUGACAUCCCAAUGUUUGUUCCACACCAAAAACUCUUGCAGUUUAUGACUGACAUUGCAUCAGGGAUGGACUAUUUGAGCUCAAAGGGAUUUCUGCAUAGAGACCUGGCUGCACGCAACUGCAUGCUGGGGGAUGAUCUUAGGGUUUGUGUAGCUGACUUCGGCCUUUCUAAGAGGGUCCAUAGCAGCAAUUAUUACCGUCAGAAAGUCGUUAUCCGUAUGCCAAUCAAAUGGAUGGCCAUUGAGAGCUUGUCCGAGUCCGUCUACACAACCAAAAGUGAUGUGUGGUCAUUCGGAGUAACUAUGUGGGAGAUUGUGUCCCGAGGAAAGACUCCAUAUCCUGCUGUCCACAACUAUGAACUGCUGGACCUGCUGCUGACAGGACACAGACUCAAACCACCUGCACACUGUGAUGCGAAGCUUUAUGAAGUCAUGAAGAGCUGCUGGGAUCCAGAGCCAAGUUUGAGGCCACACUUCAGGGAUCUGCUUGAAGUACUGAAAGGUCUUCUCUCCGAGCUUCCGGUCCUGGAAGCCUGGCAGGAGGCUAGAUACAUCAACCAAGGAUUAGAUGUUGCAGCUGGUGCUGGUGUUGUGUCUGAGAAUCCUCAGGAAGACUCUGGAGGAAAACAUGAAAAUAUCUACAUGUCUUCUCCCGUGGGUGCAGACGGAUGUAAAACAAUGCCACUGUGAUCACCUCUGUUAUUCAGACUUAAAUAUUGUAAAACGUAUCUACCCAUUGUCCAGGUGUGUUUAAUCUUGUUCAGGAUCUAGGAGGACUGGAUUUCUAUUCUAACCAAGAGCCAGGAGACAUGCCAACAGUCCAUCAUAGGACACAUAGGACAGACAAUCCUGUACACCACAUCCCCCCCAGUCCAAAUUAGCUGCCUUUUUUAAACUUUAUUUUCGGAAAAAUACUUUCUUUAUCUCUGAGUUGCCUUUCAGCUAUUGUUGCUACAUGACUCUUCACUGUGGAUGAUGACACUCUUCUACCAGUGUCAGCCUGCAUCUUCACAAGUCUAGCUUUUGUUCUGGGGCUGAUACUCACAUUUCACACCUAAUCAUGUUCAUCUCUAGAACACAAGACCUAUCUACUUCCUGAACGGUAUGACUGCUGCACAUUCCCAUAUUGUUAAUACCUGCAUAUAAUUUUUGAACAGCGGAACGUGAAAACUUCAGGCAUCUGGAAAUUGUACCCAUGGAUGAAUCCGUCAUGUGGAGGUCCACAAUUCUCUUUCUGAUAUCUUGGCUGAUUUCUUUUGUUUUAUUCCAUUAUAUCACAUAUGGAAGCAGUGUGUUUGAGAUGUUUCCUUUAAAAUAUAUUAACAGGUGUACCUCCAAUUAAUUGAAAUGAUUUGAAUUCACUUAUCAGAAGCUUAGAAAAUUAUAUCAUCAUCUGGGUGUUCCCAAAUUGUUUAAUGACACAGUAAUCUUAACAUAUGCAAACUUCUGACUUUGCUUUAGAAAGAUUAUCUUAUUAUUCUGGCAUUUAGCAAUUAAAAAUGGUUUUAGUAAUCCUUAAUGACCUUAAAACAGGAAAACAUUGUUCUGGUUGAAUGUCAGACAGUGAGAAAAAAAAGAAAAUUGGUCUGUUUUACGGUAUACUCUAUGUAGAUAUCUGGUUUCAAAUCUACAUACCAACUAUAAAAAAGCUGAAUUACCAGCUGUAAAGCCAACCCUUCAGAUCCAGCAAACACUUGAUUGCAGUUGUUGUUGCUAAGAGCGGCUCAACCACUUAUCAAGUUUAGGGAGGAAAACCACUUUUCACACAGGGCCAUGUAGGUUUAUGAUUAUUUUCCCCUUUUGUUUACUUGUGUUGUUUUUCUGUAAUUUGUUUGUUAAUCAGAAACAAUUGUGUGUGACAAACAUGGACUGAAUUCACAAACAUGUACACAUUUAUACACCGAUACGUAGAUCAGUAGGGAACCUGGGCUUGUGUGGCUCAGGGGCACGUCAACAUGUGAUGGGAGAAGCUGGAAUCACACCACAACGUUUGGAUUGCCAGGCAAUUCCUCUUCCCACUGAGCCACAAUGUAACCUCUUUCAGGUAUAUCUCAAGAAACUAUAAUAGUGCAGAAAAGUGAAUUUAUUUCAGAAAUUAUUUUCUUACUCUAAUUCUUGUUAUAUAUACCAAAAAAUAAAUAUUUACUUCAAUAAGACAAUCUA
Girardinichthys multiradiatus is the source of this 4225-nucleotide messenger RNA. Its product is annotated as ephrin type-A receptor 5. Gene Ontology annotation, biological process: positive regulation of kinase activity; axon guidance; cell migration. Gene Ontology annotation, cellular component: neuron projection; signaling receptor complex; plasma membrane. The record is from RefSeq and is a predicted model, not a curated record. The coding region runs from base 101 to 2752 and encodes 883 amino acids. Gene Ontology annotation, molecular function: protein binding; transmembrane-ephrin receptor activity; ATP binding. The transcript is spliced from 15 exons. NCBI's taxonomy places the organism in Eukaryota, Metazoa, Chordata, Actinopteri, Cyprinodontiformes, Goodeidae.